Molecule: messenger RNA, 540 nt
Organism: Saccharomycopsis crataegensis
Lineage: Eukaryota; Fungi; Ascomycota; Saccharomycetes; Ascoideales; Saccharomycopsidaceae
Gene: UPS1
Product: Ups1p
Exons: 1
Coding region: 1-540 (179 amino acids)
Biological process (GO): phospholipid transport
Cellular component (GO): mitochondrial intermembrane space
Molecular function (GO): phosphatidic acid transfer activity
Source: RefSeq, a predicted model, not a curated record
AUGGUCCUCUGCCACAAAUCCACCAACCAAUAUGACUAUAGCUUCCCUAUAGUAUCAUACUCCUGGCUCAACCGUUAUCCAAACCCUUAUGCCAAACAUGUUAUUUCCGUCGAUACCUUGGACAGCUCUGUCGACGAACAUGGAAAGCUUCAUAUCACCAAACUCAUUAGGAAAUCUGGCAGUAUCCCAUCAUGGGCCAAACCAUUCCUCAGUAUAACAGACAGUUGGAUUGUCGAAAAAGCCGUGAUCGACCCAGCAACACAAACAAUGGAAACCUACACCAGAAACUUGGACCACACUGGGGUGAUAAGAAUAGAAGAGUUCAACAACUACUUCUUUGACGAUAAAGAUGAAAAAACUUACGUCAAGUCUAGCGUCAAGUUUACUUCCGCUUUUAGACAAUAUUAUGGCUUCAGCAUCAAGGAUAAGAUUGAAAACUGGUCGCACAGCAAAUUCACAGAGAAUAUCAAGAAGUCCAGACAAGGGUUGUUGUUGGUGAUGCAGAACUUCCAAACCAGAAGAUUGAAAAACAAUGUGUGA